This is a messenger RNA of Nymphalis io (European peacock), 781 nucleotides long. Its product is annotated as apolipophorin-3-like. The record is from RefSeq and is a predicted model, not a curated record. Gene Ontology annotation, biological process: lipid transport. Lineage: Eukaryota; Metazoa; Arthropoda; Insecta; Lepidoptera; Nymphalidae. The transcript has 4 exons. Bases 156 to 713 code for a protein of 185 amino acids. Gene Ontology annotation, cellular component: extracellular region. Gene Ontology annotation, molecular function: lipid binding.
AAUUUCUCCCCAGAGACCCGCUAUCAGUUGCGCCCCUCUGCGCCCCUUGCCCCGCGGCCGUCGCGCUGCGUCUUAAAUAGCGUGCUUACUCCCGGACCUGGCAUACUGUCCUCGGCUCUCCAGACACCAACAUCACCCUGCACCACCUCUUCAAAAUGGCCAAGUUUGUUGUUCUCUUCCUCGCCUGCUUGGCAUUUGCAUCAGCGAGACAAGUCCGCCGCGAUGCCCCUUCCCCGCUCCAAGAUAUCGAGAAGCACGCGGUUGUGUUCUCGAAAACUUUCACCGAGCAAUUCAACGCGCUCGCUAACUCGAAGAAUAGUCAGGAGCUUAACAAGGCACUGAAGGAUGGUUCGGACUCCGUGUUGAAAACAAUUUCUUCGUUUUCUAACAGCUUACAAAACGCGAUUAACGACGCCACUGGAAAGGCUAAAGAGGCGCUGGAACAAACAAAAGCAAACAUGGAGAAAACCGUAGAAGACCUGCGCAAAGCACACCCCGACGUGGAGCAGCACGCCAACGACUUGAAACAGAAAAUACAAGCCGCCGUCACGAAAACCGCAGAGGAGUCCCAGAAGCUGGCUAAGGAAAUCGCGUCCAACGUGGAGCAGACUAACCAGAAACUGGCACCGCAGAUCAAGCAGGCCUACGACGAUUUUGUUAAGCAAGCCGAGGAGGUACAGAAGAAACUGCAUGAAGUCGCUACCAAGCAGUGAGCGCGUGCGAUUCGCCCAUCCCUAUUGUGAUAAUCAUAAUAUGUCUUUAAUAAAAUAGUUAUAUUUUA